CCCUUCUCCCCACCGCAGCAGCUCCGUGACCCAGCAAACGAAUGUCUUUCCCCGAAGCCGAAGAAAGCCAGCCAAAAACUGUCCCCACCCUCCUUUCCUGCCCCCUUCCCCCCCUGGGCCCGGCCACUCUUUGUGUUUUGUUGAGUGCUCACUAAAUACCCACAGUGAAGUUGUCUCCGCAGCUAAUGGGUAAAAAUUCCACGGGCAGGCCAGAACAACAACAACAACAAAAAAGGACAUCUAACCCUCAACAAGUGGCAACAGCAGAACAUAGCAAUAAUGUCACUGAUUAGUUAGAAAAGGAAAUUGAUAUUGGGCUAUUCCAGUUCCCUCAGGGUAAAUGAGCAUCCAAGGGGUGUCCUGGGAGGCUGGGCAGAGAGGGUGGGUGAGAAGGCAUCCUGUGGUGUCACUGCCACUGGUCUUCGUAACAUAUCACUGCAGGUGACACAUGGGAUGCUGUUCCAGAGGUACACAAAGGUAGUAAAACAGGUGCUGGCCCUCUGCCUGCUGCUGGUCAUGUGGCAAUGUUUUCAAGCCCUCACAGAUGGCAAUGGUCCCGUCUGUUGGGUUCCCUUCCUCCUCCACACCUCUACUGCCCACUGCAUCACCUGUACCAACAGCCCUGCAUGGUUCAACGCCUGCUACAAGGCAGCCAUAGGGCCUCUGCUGAUGGGUGCAGACCACAACUCCUCAGAUGUUUUUCAGUGGUGGCUGCUAAGUGAAGCAAUGGGCAGGAGCUUGUGGGUCUUCCCAGGCUCCCUGAAUCUGUUUGCAGUGGGACGGGGCCAAGAACAGAUAUUCUGGGGAGCCAUAAUUCAGCAGCUCUUCAGUGUCCUCCGGGCCCUGACAGCUGAUGUGUGGGACCCAUCUCGCUGCAGGACUUGUGCAGUGGUGGGGACCUCCCAAGGUGGGUGGCUGAAAGGGUCCAGCCAUGGGCUUCUAAUUGAUGCUCAUGACUGCAUGCUGAGGACAAACAGAGCAGAGAUGCCUGGCUUUGAGCUGGAUGUUGGCAUGAGUACAACACAUCACUUCAUGUGUUGCAUAUAUUUUUUCCACUUCUCUCAGAGCAGUCUCUUCCCAAACUGGUUGGGGGGUGGGAGAAAGGGGCCACGUGGGUUUGCUUCCCGGGGAGAGCUCCUUUGGAGGUUUUCUCCCAAAUUUGUCCUAAACCAGGACACCUUCAAACUUCUGGACAUACAGUGGGUGACUUGUGCUUUCUCCACCAGAGAACUCACAAGGACAUAUGUGAGAGUUAAACAGUUCAUCAAAGCUGACAGGAUCAAGGUGUCGAUCCUGAGCCCAGCUUUCCUCAAGUACAUCCAUGACAAUUGGACACCAGUUCAUUGGAUAGAUCCACCAGUCAGUGGAUACCCUUCCACUGACUUCACAGCCCUGCUCUCUGCCUUGCACACCUGCCAGGUUUCCAUGUUUGGCUUCAGAGCAGACAGUGAAGGGAACUGGCACCACUCCUGGGAAAAAAACUUGUGGUCCAGAGCCUUUCACAGGACUAGGGUCCAUGAUGCUGAUGUUGAAUUCAGCUGCAUCAAGAGAUAGGCACAUGAAGGCAGGAUUUUAUUCUACAAGUGAUACAUUUCCAAGAAACUGGAGCCAGGCUGUUUGGCCAGGAAUGGGCCAAAGGGCAUUGCCAGCAGCUGUCCUGGGUCUUUAGCUUGCUGCUCCACCCCACCACCUGAGCUCACAGACCCUGCAAUUCAGAGGGUUUUGGUACUAUUUGUGCUGGUCCUACCAGCUAGGUACUGUGGGUGCCAUUCUUCCAUGUCAGCCGUGAUGUCACAUUUAGCUGGAUAUAGGGUGGACACCGUUCUACCCAUGCUGGUUGGGAGGGACAAAGGGGAGAUGUUGGGGCUGGAGAUGGUCAUGGAACCUGUGAGCUGCUGUGUGUGGCCCUGCAGGACUGUGAAGCCAGUGGUGGACAGCAGCUGGUCAAAUGUAGCUGUCCACAUGACAGAGCUGGUAUUUCCACCCACUGAUGGCUUCUGAGGGAGAUGGGACCUUGUGAGUGCUGCUGAGCGAGCUUGUGACCCAAUCAUGCUCCAGCCGGCACCGAGGGAUUCUCGGGGAGUCCAUUAGCUGCAACCAUCUCCGCUGCUCACAGCAUCUCCAGGAGAAGAGGCGCCAUCCAUAAGACGACUGCAAAAGUGUCGCAAGUUCAGCAUUUGUGGUGUAUUGUAGUUGUAAUAUGGAGAAGAUUAAAGUGAUUUUGGGCAGCAGUGCUCCCAUACCAGGUACUUCUCCUUUGGAGUACUUAUUACCACAUUGGACACAAGGUAACUUUGGGGAAGAAUACACAAGGCUAAGUUAAUUUGGGUGAGACCUCCCCACAGGAGAAGACCCCAGUGACCCCGUCUCAUCUGUUGAUAGCUAUAACCCCCCUCUUCUCUCUCUCUUUGUUUUAUUUCUCCCUCUUUCUCUCCCUCUCCUCUGUCGCAUAGCCCUUGUUGUUGGCACUAAAAUAAAAGUAUAUUGUUGAUAAUAUUUUAUAUAUUAGUAAAGGCCUGUCUGCACAAACUAGCCUUUGGAAUAAGUCAUGAUAUUAAAGGCUAAAGUCCUUGAAACUUUCCUGCAGAAGAGAGAGUAAAGCAAAACAAUAUCCUUGUAUAAAAGGGAAAAAAUGUAAACCUAUGUGCAUUAGCCAAUAGUUACUUGCUUAGCCCGCAGAUCCUGUAGAACCCUAUAAAAGGUGUGCUAAAGAUAGAAAUAAAUGGCGUUCACGUUUACUUCUGUGAAGGGUUGUGAAUAGCUGGCGGUCUCUCAGUAUCUGGUGCCCGAACAGGGACCCUGCGGGCAGGGGGGUUUCGACAGGUCCACACACAGUGGGACGGAGCCUUGGAUCGAGGUUGGUGGAGCGGAUCUGAGCGCAGAUAGACGCUGCCUUGGAUCGGUACCGGAUAGGCGACCCACAGAUAACGGGGGGGGAGUUGCUGGGGGAGUCUGAGGCGGAGGAGUAAGUGAGGGGUCACGACCCUCCCCCCACUGUGGCCGCAAGAAAAAUGGAUGUGGAGUCUGUGGCAGCUAAAAAACUGCUUCUUAGCAUUAUUGUUAAAUGAAGCGAAGCAGUCGGGGAAAAGGACCUGGAAAAGCUCGUCGUCUGGGCUAAAAACCAUGGGCAUUUAGCAGGGCCCCAACGCUUUUUGCAGUUAAGAAAUGGACGGAUAUAAGGGAUCUGAUGUGGGAAACGGCAAUUACAGAAAGCAGCAAGGACACUCUGUCUCUCGGUCCAACUUGGCAGAUUGUAACUAAUACCUUAAAAAACAGAAAAGCAAGAUAUGCUGAGGCUGUGAGCCCCAUAAUUCUACCUGCAUCACAGCAGCAGAUGCCUUUACCUCCCACUGCUGGGCAAAAAUUACUGUCUAUGCUGCCCUUGGAGAGAGGGAGGGAGAGUCAGAGAGAAGAAAAUAAUGAGAAAGAAAUUUCACAGCAAACGCUGAAACAACAAACAGAAUCCAUUCAGCAACAGCAGGAUGUGAUGGAUCCUGAACUAUUUGCUUCACUUUUGGAGACACUUUUAACACUACAAUCUUACUUAAGUUCCAACUUUACUACCCUGAAAGAAAAGAAGCCAAAUUUCGAUUGGUUUCUACCUGAACCAGGGGGACAUGGGGGAGCACUGAGGUGCGUGCAGAGAACAAAGGCACCCCCAGGGAAGAGGCAGUGCAGAAAAAGCUCCAAGGCCAUGCUGAACAAUUACAGAAGCAGUUGAGCAGAAACAGGUGGCUCAGACAGCUUCUAAGAGAGACAAAAUAGCCAAAAAAUCAUGAACUAUAUGGUAUCUAGUUUGAAAUUUAUGACUGUAAUUGAAAGUUGAUAAGCUGCAAUGGUCACCAUUGUUACCAUCUGGACCUGAGAGACUUUUCAUGUAACAUCGCCUGCUUUAGUAAAAUCGUGCCCUUUUUCCUCUAUCUGCAAACGAGAGAGAAAUUGAGAGAAAGAACUGUAUGUGUUAAAGUUAACUUUGUGAGGUUUUUUUUUUUCCUUUCUCUCCGUUUUUCCUCUCUGCAAGAGUAUGUGGGGGAUGUGAAGAAAGAUAACAGCAGCAGAGAGCAGCAGAGCGGGCAGUCCAACUCCCCCUGCUCCUUCUCUAAGAAAAAGCACGG
This is a messenger RNA of Cyanistes caeruleus (blue tit), 4115 nucleotides long. NCBI's taxonomy places the organism in Eukaryota, Metazoa, Chordata, Aves, Passeriformes, Paridae. The record is from RefSeq and is a predicted model, not a curated record.